Messenger RNA from Penicillium odoratum, 372 nucleotides. RefSeq names its product LYR motif-containing protein 2. Gene Ontology annotation, cellular component: mitochondrion. The transcript is spliced from 4 exons. The record is from RefSeq and is a predicted model, not a curated record. Lineage: Eukaryota; Fungi; Ascomycota; Eurotiomycetes; Eurotiales; Aspergillaceae. Bases 1 to 372 code for a protein of 123 amino acids.
AUGCGGUCCUCACUUAAUCUAUUUGCUGCCGUUGCCCGGAGCCAGCCCUCAAAGCUGAAAAAGCCAGCGAUCAGUCUAGACCAUUUUAUCCAAAGACAACGCGUCCUGGCAUUAUGGCGCGAAAUUGUCCGAGCUUUGAAUAGUACGCGUCUGGCCUCGAGCUCCCUGAAGGCUAUCCAUGGCACUGGCUUACACGAGGAUCUAGAAAUUCCCCCUUCAUCAACACGGGAUGAGCUGCAUUCGUAUGCUCGCCAGGAAUUCGAGCGGCAUCGAGGUGUGACGGAUGUGCCACAUAUAAGAUAUUUACUUUCGACUGGAAAAGCGGAGUUUGACACCAUGAGGAGGUAUAUUGAUGAGCAGGUUGCUGGUUGA